AUGAUCACCAAUCCAUCGCACUCCGUUUUUCACAGAAUGGCUGCCAGAGAGCCAUCCAGGUACCUAACAAGGGCAUUGCCCCGGGCAUCUGUGCCAUCAAUUCGCCCUCAAGGCUUUUUAUCGCGUCGCAAUGUCUCCGAUGAAGCCCCGGCGAGGCGUCUGUCGGACCACCUGACGGAGCUGGAAUCGGCAUCCUCUCUGUCGACGACUGUCCCAAACAGCGCCGCAGCAUCAUUCGACCCGCUUGCACGAGCAGCUGCUCGUAAGAACCAGCUUCCCCGAGGCCGAUACCAAUUCCGCUCCCCCAAAUACAACCGUGGUCCUCUCCACCCUCACCAACCGCCGCCACCAUCCCAUCCCUCCUCCCGGCUGUUCGUCCCAGGCCCGUUCUCCGCGCCCCGAGCAGAGCAGACCUUCGACUCAACCGUCUCCCCCGACAUCAUGACACUAUGCUACGUGCACACGCCACCAGGCUUCAAGCCUCCCCCCAAAUCGGCCCGUCUCCGCGAGUGGGACGACAGCUCGCCCUACCACAAGAACCGUGUGCUGCGCGGACCCCGUGGCGGCGACGUCCUGCGUCUGCUCCGCAAGCCGAUCAAGUUCAACAACAUCCCGGAGAUUGAGCGCAUCACAAUCCACAGUUAUGUCAAGAACGCCGCGGCUGAGAGGAACUCGUCUUGGCUGCAUGUCGCUGGUAUUGCCGUCCAGGCUAUUUCCAAUGUUCGUGUUGAGACUUUCAAGUCCAAGUCGAACGUUGCUCCUUGGGGUAUUGCGGCGGGCCGUGACUCUGUCGCUGUUAAGGCUGAGCUCUAUGGCGAGAAUAUGUACCACUUCUUUGGUAAGCUGGUUGAUGUCGUCUUGCCCCGUAUCAAGGAUUGGGAAGGUGUCAAGGGAUCCAGUGGCGAUAGCAGUGGUAACAUCACUUUCGGUCUGAUUCCGGAGAAUGUUGCUCUGUUCCCGGAGCUUGAAAUCAACUACGAUAUGUAUCCUCCCAAGAUGAUCCCUGGUUGCCACAUCACUCUCCACACUACCGCCAAAACUGACAAGGAUGCACGACUUCUCCUGAGUGCCAUGGGUAUUCCUUUCUACGGCAAGAUUGUGAACUAA
This is a messenger RNA of Penicillium egyptiacum, 1107 nucleotides long. The record is from the annotation of a GenBank genome assembly. NCBI's taxonomy places the organism in Eukaryota, Fungi, Ascomycota, Eurotiomycetes, Eurotiales, Aspergillaceae.